Molecule: messenger RNA, 3785 nt
Organism: Hyaena hyaena (striped hyena)
Lineage: Eukaryota; Metazoa; Chordata; Mammalia; Carnivora; Hyaenidae
Gene: FAM110C
Product: family with sequence similarity 110 member C
Exons: 2
Coding region: 97-1080 (327 amino acids)
Biological process (GO): regulation of cell projection assembly; positive regulation of cell migration
Cellular component (GO): cell cortex
Molecular function (GO): alpha-tubulin binding
Source: RefSeq, a predicted model, not a curated record
UCCACCCCGCGUGGACUUCGGAAUUGGCCAAAGACGCCCAGUAGCCGCAGGCGGAGUGGUUUCCGCGGGGCGCGGAGCUCCAGCAGAGUCCCGAGGAUGCGUGCCCUGCCAGCCCUGGACGCGCCCCAGAACGAACGGCUGCGGAUCGAGGACCCCAAGGCCCCCCGGGUCCGGGACGCGGCUGUGCCGGCACGCAGGAGCGCAGUGGAGAGGCUGGCGGCCGACCGCGCCAAGUACGUGCGGGGCCCGCCGGGAGGCGGCCCGGGCCCUGCCCCCGAGCGCAGCAGCCCCAGGGCGAGCGAAGGGACUGCGGGCGACCCUCGGCCCCCGGCCCGCGUCCCUGGUGUCGUGGCGCGCAGGGCCAUAGCGCGGAAGCCUCUGAGGCCUGACUCGCUGGUCAUCUACCGGCAGAAAUGCGACUUUGUCCGCGGACAGGGCGCCAACAGCUCCAUGGGGGGCCUGGUGAAGAAGCUCUUCCAGGGUCCGGGCAAGGACAGGGCGCCGGUGCCUCCGGAGACGUCCCGGGUGGGAGAAGAGGUCAGGGCCAGGCCGGGGGAGGCUGUCCGGGCCGAGCCCGGCUCUGUGGCGGCCUCCGCGGCCCCCGGCGUCCUCUCACCCCCGGCGCCCCCCGCGCCCCCCGCGCCCCCCGCGCCCCUCGGAACGCCCACCAGAGUCCGGGCUGCGCCCCGGGGCCCGGAGCUGCGGGGGGCUAGGCGCGGGGCGCUGCAGCGCUCGCAGUCAGACCUCAGCUCCCGCUACUCCGCGUCCUUGGCGGAAUGUGACACCUUCUUCCAGUUCUGCGGCUUGGAGCCCGAGGUGGUGGAGGCUCUCGGGAGGGAGAACUUCUCCGCGGGGUCGGACCGCGUCACACUCAAGGUUCGCAGCGUUAGCGUCGCCACCUCCGACAGCGGCUUCUCCAGGAACAGCGGCGGCGAAGAGGGGCUGCAGGAGGAGGAGCUGACCGAGCAGGUGCCCAGCACCACCUCGGUCAUCGACAGGAACGCCCGCAUCAUCAAGUGGCUGUACACCUGUAAGAAAGCCCGGGAGACGCCCGGCCAGGGGCUGCAGGGCCCGGCGUGACCGCGCGCGGUCUUGGGAGACUUGGACCCCAGGAAGCAAGGCCUCCGGACUGUGGGGGCUCCUUGAAGUAUGUCAUGGAUGAUUGGGGACCCACAGCCAUCCUCACUGCCACAGGAUUUGACUAAUGAACCCAGGUGGCUGCAUGAUUGCUGUUUUCCCAGGAAUAAAGCAUCCCAUUGAAGAAGCUUACAUAAUUCAGAAGCUUUGAAAUGCUAUGGAGAUGAAGGGAACAUGGAACUUGGAAAUUAGCUGAACUGUAGGUGUGAAGACACAGCUGAAGCUCUGGGAAAUAUUUUCUUGCUUGAGGUACACCUUUCCUUGCUUCCAGAGGGCAGCAGAGAAGGGAAACUGCUUGGAAAUAUUUUCAGAGUCAUCUUUUUGACUGGCUUACUGACAAAGAAGUGCCAUGAUGAAUUUUAAUGAUAUCUAAAUUGAUUUUAAAAAGAAAAAAGGCAAAGAGUAUGAAAACCAAGCAUGAAUAUUAUAGUAUUUACUGCUUCCAAUCUGACUGGAUUGUUUGGCACCAAUUAAAUCAAAUUUCUGUAAUCAUGAGAAGGUGCAUUCUACUUAAAUACCAUGGCUAACAAAGAGCAAACACAGACAUGCUCACACUUACACCUCCAUUCUUGAGCAUCACUGCCGCUUAAACUGCAAAAAGCACUUUUAAAAUCAGUUGAGGACUACAAGGUCAUUUUAGUAAUGCCACUCCCAUUGGGUCAGAGACAUGUGAAUGUGCCAUUAAAAGAGAAGUUAGAAUUGAUACCGCUAAAAACUCUGGUUUUGAGAGCUGGCAGGAGAAUUGAGAACUUCCUUUCCUCAUGUCCAUGGCCACAUUCCUCCUAUGUACCAUGUAGAGCAUGCCUCCACAGGGCUCUGGUUCCCAACUGUCCAAAGUAGAGAGCCUCAGAUUACACAGAACACACCCUGCCCAUUUGUCUACUUCCCACCCCCAUGGAUCACAUAGUUAUCUCAGAUUUGGCACCAGCUCACCUUUCUCUGCAAAAGAUGUGUUUGAGAUAAGGGACAGGCUCUGGGCCCUUGGCAGACUCCAGAAUCAGAAUGCUGUCAUUAGGGAAUUACUGUGGCCCCAACCCACUCCUGACACCCAGGCUAAAUAUAUUUUAGAUUUAGAAUCUUUGGAGAGAAAUUUUGUAUCAAUGAUGACAACCCAAAGAAAAUUUGUAAUCCAGUUGACUCUUUCGAAGCUUAUUGUGUUUUAACAAAAUCUGUCUCUUCAGGAACAAAUUAUGGAGAAAAUUAUGGAGGGGAGAAAAAUGGGUUUCUGAAUGGUAGAACAUUUUAUAAACCAGUCCAUUUUGAUAUGUACAUGUACUUAUUUAAUAUAGUGUUUUAAUUUUGUAACUUUUACUGUGAGAAUUGGUCUCAGCACUACUUAAUAUUUAUUUUUACAGUUAUUGGUCUCCAAAUAGUUUUCCUUAAUAUCAUGGUUUUAAUUUUUAUCAGUAUAGCUUUAAAUCAUUUUCUCCUUGGUAUUGUUUUUAUGUAUGUUGUUUCAUUGAAUAUUCAACUUCUGACUGUAAGCAGAGUACUCACUACUCUAUAAAGUACUCAGUACUGUAGUGAUUUGUUUUCAGAUAAAUCCCACAUAUGCAUCUUAGGAGGGUCUUUUGGCCUAUGAAUGUACCUUUCUCAUUGUAGACUAUUCAAAGACAACAGAUUCCAUGCUUUAAGAAUUUCCUCCCAACUGUUCCUCUAAAAAUCCUGCUAUUUUGCUGUUGAAUGGAUUGUUGUUAGUUUAAAAAGAUAAUGUCAAAGAUGAGAGGAGUUUUUUUAAAGACUCUUUAUAUAUGCUCAGCUCCCUUAUUUGCAGGUGAUCCAUUAAUUGUACAUGUCAGUGCUUCAAGUAUAACUGUUCUGUGCUUUUCUUCUUUCAGAAUAGGAUGAACUGAAACCUCAAUCAUAUUUACCUUAGAUAAGAAUGGUGCCGAUUCACCAUCCAAAUAAUAGAUCAAAAAAUACAUGGACAAAUUGGUUGCAUUUAAAAGCUCCAAGAGCUUCCAGAAGCAUCUGUGCCUCAGUGGAGGUACAGGGAAAAAUUCAGCCCCGAGUGAAUUCAGAAGCUGAUCUCACAGGUGGGGGUGAAGAAGAGGAACAGUGUGGUCAAAAGAGGCCACUGACACUCCCUCCCCUCCAUUCAGGCUCUUGCCUGAGUGUCAGGUCCCAAGUGUGUGGGUGGAGGAGAGAAUUCCCUUCUUAACCCUGAAUUACCCUGGUCUGCUGAGAGACUUUAAGAAAACCACUUUGAAACUCAGUCUGAAUGCAAAGCUUAUUAUAUUGCUUUUCACAUGGAUAGCAAUAAUUACUAAUGCAAAAUAGUUUCCUUUGUUCAUGAAAGAAUAGCAUUUAAAAUAAUAUGAUUAAACACAAUGAAAACAAAUAAUUAUUGAUUAAGCAAAGAAAAUAGUUUGACAAUAUCCAUUUUACUAAUAUAUGGGUAUAGAUUAACAGUGGCCCUGACUGUAAGGUACUUAUGUAACUAUAAAGUUUCCUCAUAUAUAUGGUUUUUAAACUGCUGGUCAUGGACACUGAAGUAAAAAGAAGGCUUUAUUAAACAUUGCCCUUUUCAGUAGGUUCAAAGUUCAAUGCCAUGGUUACAGUUGGUGUUACCAUAAAACAUCAGGCCCAGGUGAUUGUUAUGGUGGUUUUUAAAAAGGUUUUUCUGUGGGGCGCCUGGGUGGCUUAGU